Lachancea sp. 'fantastica' is the source of this 387-nucleotide messenger RNA. Lineage: Eukaryota; Fungi; Ascomycota; Saccharomycetes; Saccharomycetales; Saccharomycetaceae. The record is from the annotation of a GenBank genome assembly.
AUGAGCCACUCCAUCAUCGUGUCAAACGUACCUGAAGAUGUUAGCGACGGCUCAGUGAUCCGUUACAUCAGAGAAAUGACCGGCGAUGCCGACGUGGUGCACAUGCAGCCUUUCCCGGACCAGUACCACUACGUCAACGACAACCACGGCACCAAAACCAUGCAGGUUUUUUUCGCCACAGAAACGGAAGCCCAGUCGGCCAACACGCUAUUCCAAGGUCUCAACGUGGAGCAGGACUUGGAACGCGCCCAACAGUCUUUCCACGGGGCAUCCGAUCCCAGCAAACAGGUUCCUAGAUCCGUUGCAGAAGUCGAUUCGUGGGUCGAAAGUGCUCCCAACGCAGGUUCGCGCGCAACUGGACGCCGUAUCAGCGUGACAAUGAUUUGA